CAAGAUAUUUAUACAAUGUCGAAAAUACAAGAUAUUUCUAGCUUCCACGUAACAACUUACAGUCGUUAUAAUAUUUCUGAAAGCACAUCAGAUAUCCAGGUUUUUGUUAAUGAGUUUAAACAACGAAUAGAAUGUGACCUAAGACGAACUGAAGAGAAUGCUAAAGAAAAUUUUAUUUCGUUUGCUGAAAAAAGGCUCAGUAUAUCCGAUAUAACUUGGUUACAAGAUAACUAUGAUAGAUUUUUUAAAGACACCGAUAAUAAAACUUUAAUCGAAGAUCACUAUUUGUCAGAAUGUGGCUUUAUUUGUAGUAUGGUGUACUCGCCUGAUGGAGAAACAAUUAUUGUGGGCCAUUCGACUGGUUUGAUUCAGACCCUUUUCGCAAUCUCGAAGCAGCAGCUGUACGCAGGGAAGCUUAAGCAAAAUCAGUUCAAAUGGGUCAACGAGAAUCAUGAACUAUUCUUGAGAGGCACUCCAAAUAAGGUUUUGCAGAACAGAUGGUAUAGCUCGGAGAAGGGUGCUGUAACUUCUAUGCAAUUUUCGCCAAACGGAUAUCAUAUUAUCGUGGGGCAUGCCUCAGGCGCGAUAGAGAUGCGUCAUGGCAGCACAGGUACAGUCCUUUGCACGCUGCGAAACAUUCAGUUCCCGCCAAAACCGGUGCAUGCUUUGGAAUACAGCACUUUCGAGUCAAAUGUCUGCUAUGCGGCUUGCAUUGACGGAGCCGUAUAUCGGAUCGAGAUCCCAGAGAUAGACACGUCCAUUGAGGAACCUCCCACGUUCUGUAUCAGAGCUGAUCCGAUGCUAGAGAGCCUUAACACGCAGUUCUAUGGAAGCCCUGGAACGUCUUUGUAUGCAACGCCAUUUGUUACCCAACAACGUUGCGCUGCUCUUUCGUUGGGAGUACUGCCGGAGUGUAAGAAGAUGGCAGUUGGCUACGCAGACACGUCGAUCAAAAUCUAUAAUAUGGAAACACAGGAGGCUGACGUUACCUACAAAGUACACAAACUUCGACUUCAGUUCAUCCCUAAGAAGUUGCAGAGGAUGCAUUAUGGCCAAGUAGUCGCAUUGAGGGCACAUCCACAGAAACCGUUCUUGUUCGCCAGUGGAGCUUGGGACAAAACCCUUAGGUGGAGACCGCGUCUAGGCAAACGCAGUGUAGGGCGCUCUCCAGCUAGGUGGAGUGACGACAUCCGCAAGGUGGCUGGCAGUGGUUGGAUGAGAAGAGCUGAAGACCGAGCUUAUGAGAUCGCGGGACGAUCUCCGGCGACCGUAAGUGCGGGUCUGCGGACGGCGAGCAAGGGUAGCUUGCCGCCCGACCAGAACCAGACCCGUGAGUACGGCGCGUCGCGUCCCGCGUGCGCCUCAAUGAGCCAUCAGACCACCACAGAUGGGGCCCAGUAG
Spodoptera littoralis (African cotton leafworm) is the source of this 1401-nucleotide messenger RNA. The record is from the annotation of a GenBank genome assembly. Lineage: Eukaryota; Metazoa; Arthropoda; Insecta; Lepidoptera; Noctuidae.